Molecule: messenger RNA, 1401 nt
Organism: Penaeus indicus
Lineage: Eukaryota; Metazoa; Arthropoda; Malacostraca; Decapoda; Penaeidae
Exons: 12
Coding region: 1-1401 (466 amino acids)
Molecular function (GO): 5'-flap endonuclease activity; four-way junction DNA binding
Source: RefSeq, a predicted model, not a curated record
AUGGCGCUCUCGUCAUAUUUUGCCAACACAAAUAACACCACUAUCAUUAGCCUGUGCUCAUUCCUAAGUCCUUUCACAGGUAUUGUUCUACUGUUCGAGAGUUGUCAUGAUAUACCCGUUACUACAGAUAAAAGCAUGAUGAGUAAGAGAAAAAUGGGCGUGAAAGGACUCUGGCGCAUCCUGCAGGAGGCUCAGGAGGACGUGCCCCUUGAACAGCUUAGGGAUUCCGUGCUAGCUCUAGAUGCUUCGGGCUGGGUCGUCAACAUGGGGCUCAGAUCCUUCUUCUAUCGCGUAAGGAACCUCGUCCGGGCGGGCAUAGUGCCCCUUGUUGUCCUGGACGGAAGAGUGCCACAGGAAAAGCUGCCAGUCGUCGCCGAACGCAGAUGGAAUUCUUUACGGUACAAGGCCAGAAAGCUCUCGUCGGCUGAGAGGAAAAAAAUGUAUGAGGAUCCGUGCACCACCAGGCCAACAGCUGCACUUACCCAGGUGCUGAAGGGGUUGGGCGCACCUGUCAUACGGAGUGAAGGCGAGGCCGAGAAACUGUGCUCUUGGCUAGACCAGAGGGGGGUCGUGGACGGCGUGAUCUCCAGUGACAGCGACGCCUUCCUCUACGGCGCCGAGACUGUGUACCGACAAGUGUCUACGCGCCCAGGCGGAGUGUGCAAGAGGAUACAAAGCCGCGAUGUGAGGGCGUGGUGUGGACUGUCCAGAUGGUCGCUGAUUGGCGUGGCCGCCCUCCUCGGCUGUGACUUCCUCCCGGGCGGCGUCCGGGGUAUAGGGCUCACCAGGGCCCUGAAGCUCCUCCGUCAGGCAGAUCCUCGGAACAAGCGGGAUCUACGUGAGUUUCUCAAGCCGUUCUUUCAAGGCCAAGAUCGGAAGCACUUGAAUCUGGUGCUGGACGAGUUCCUCACGCCCCCCGCCCUCUGGGACUUCGUGCACACCGAGAUGCUGGAGCCAGACAUCUACGCCUUUGCGGAAGUAACAAACAGGCAGUGGGGAUGGUCACCAAAGGAGAGCUUAAUAGCCAUUGCGCCCGUGUUGAUUAGAUGGCAUCUUGAAGGCGAAGAGACCCGAGGCGUAGAAAUCACUCCAGUGUCUUCCAAAGGCAUCUCGACGACCUGCGCUGAGGGAAGGGGCCCUCGCAGUGGUAAGUCUGACGAGUUCGAUCCCGAGGAGCAAAGUGAUCGAGAGAUAGUAAAGCUAGAGGAAGAGGAAAGUGAAAAGAGCGACGGUCACACAGCAAAGGCCGAGGAUACACUGGCCGAGGUGGAGUCUAGGUGUAAGGAGCUCAAGUCCGAGUCGAAGGCCAAAGCGGGAUGUCGCGACGAGCAUCUUCAGAGACUCCGAUUUUUCGACAGUUUCUCCAUCAGAAACAUAAAGAUACUUAUGGCCGCACCUUAA